This is a messenger RNA of Nylanderia fulva, 572 nucleotides long. RefSeq lists its product as uncharacterized. NCBI's taxonomy places the organism in Eukaryota, Metazoa, Arthropoda, Insecta, Hymenoptera, Formicidae. The record is from RefSeq and is a predicted model, not a curated record.
GUUUUACGCGCUCUUUGUCGGUCCGCAAGUGUCGACUACGAGAACAAAAUGCAUGGAAAAUGUGCUGGUUAAAAUCUGGACGUCGUCGCAAACGAAAAAAUUACACGAGUGCACAAAUGUUCCUGGCUGAAAGGUUGGUUUCUUCCAAGAAAAAUGAUGUCAGUGAAAAAUCCGAGGUACGCCGAGAAAGAUCGGAAAAGAAGAAUAAUCGAAAUAUCACCGUUGCUGAGGAUCUUUACAACUUAGGAGGAGGAGGAAAGAAAUCUGGGAGGAACAUAUAUAUACAUCAGGCACCGGCGGAGCAACCCUGGGAACAACGUAGCUUCGUAGUAAACUCCGCUGCUGCGCAUCGGUUGGUUAGUGCUGGAUAUUUUAUAUUGUGAGAUAACGGUUUCAUAGAUAUUUGAUUGUAUAGAGACAUAGAGUGCAGAUUGUAGAUUGUAGAAUGUAGAGUGUUGAUUGUAGAUUGUAGAUUAUCUCAUGAAGAGCGGAUAACAGAUGAUUGUGAUUAAUCAUCGUACAAAGGGAACUUUAUUUGAUCAAAUCAUUGCGAAUUAGUUAUCGAACACAGC